Messenger RNA from Homarus americanus (American lobster), 3755 nucleotides. Its product is annotated as glutamate-gated chloride channel-like. The coding region runs from base 156 to 1325 and encodes 389 amino acids. The record is from RefSeq and is a predicted model, not a curated record. Gene Ontology annotation, molecular function: extracellular ligand-gated monoatomic ion channel activity; chloride channel activity; transmembrane signaling receptor activity. Gene Ontology annotation, cellular component: neuron projection; membrane; synapse. The transcript has 10 exons. Gene Ontology annotation, biological process: nervous system process; regulation of membrane potential; chemical synaptic transmission. Lineage: Eukaryota; Metazoa; Arthropoda; Malacostraca; Decapoda; Nephropidae.
GUGAGAGAGCGGAGGCGGGGGUGAGGGUUGCCGCCUGUAGUAGUGUUUGUGUCAGUGGCCACUACUGGCUCAGUCCACAGCUGUGAGAGGUUGAGUUUACCCUCUCUCUCACUCACUCUCUUUCACUCUCUCUGGUGUGUUAAAGGAGAGCCAGAAUGGAACGAACGGUGUGUUGUGUUAUUAUGGCCGUAGUGGCGUCCUUCUGCGCCACCACCAGCAUGGCAGCGGAUGACUCCCAGACGGCGGCCUCCCAGAAGGUGUUGGAUAUCUUGAUGAAUCCCGAUCUUUACGACGCAGCCAUCAGGCCCAGCGUUAACGGAAAUCGGACCACAGCUCAGGUGCAGACCUACCUGAGAGACAUAGACAUUGAUGACAUAAACAUGAAAGUCAACUUUGACCUCACGUUCAGAAUGAUCUGGAAUGACUAUCGCCUCCAGUAUAACGAGCCAGGUGUAGACCACGUGACUAUACUAAAACCCACGUUAGCCUGGCUGCCUGACGCCUUCUUCAAAAACGCCAUCACCACCCAGCAAAAGUCAAUCUACCCGGAGAGUUAUCUUAGAGUCUUUCCUAACGGCAAACUCAUAUACAGCACCAGGUUGACACUUAAGCAGAGCUGCCCUAUGGACCUGAGUCGUUUCCCCCACGACACACAGCAGUGCAUGAUCAACGUGGCCAGCUAUGGGUACACAAUUAAAGACCUGGAGUUCACGAUGGCUGAGGACGCUCCUAUUGAUCUCCAGAAGAACCUCCACGCUGACAUGUUCCGCUUCGAGAAUUAUGAGACAGGCCAGUGCAACACUGUAACUGCCACAGGUGAGUACAGCUGCGUGCAGGUGAGCCUCAAGAUCCGACGAGUGUUCGCCCGCUACCUGAUGGAGUGGUACAUCCCCAUCAUCUUCCUUGUUAUUGUCUCCUGGUUCGGCUUCCUCAUCCCCGCCGAGCAGUUCCUGGGUCGUCUCCUCCUCACUCUCAUUCCCCUCAUUACCCUCGCCUCCUUCAACGUGUUCAGGGAGCCACUGGCCUUCGUCCCCUACGUCCGCGCUAUCGACGUCUUCUCGGGCAUCUCCCUGACAAUCAUCUUCGGCACAGUCGUCUACGUCAUCGCCAGCUACAUCAGGGGAAGCAAGGAGGCUGCUCAGAAGAAAUCUGAGAGUCCUGAGGAGGGAGAGCCCAAGUCGACCGUUACUGAAGAGACGUCCGGGGCUCGACGCAUCCUGGCCAUGAUGGUACAGAGAGCAGACUUCCUCUCUCGCCUCGCACUGAUCGGCACAUACUCUGCUUUCCUCUUCGUUUACUUCAUUGCUUACUGCGGUACCGGCUAGACUUCACUCUUACCUCCCUCACCGCAGUCUCUCAACAAAAAAAUUUGCCCACUAUUCAAAUCCUCAACUUAUAGCCAUAAUAACCUCAGCCGUUGGUGGCCAGACGUUAACAACCAUCAACAUCCUCUACAGUCAAGAUACACAUUUUUAGAGGAUGUAAGCUAUUUAGAGUGAGCCUAAUGAACGAUUCUGGGCCUAAGUUAUCAUGACCUAGAGCCACGAGACGUAAACAGACAAAAAAAAAAAAGAAUCCCGAAAAACUUACAAUCAGCGAGGAAAAUAAUAUAAUCAAUAUCGCUGAGUCGGUUCUUGGACGGCAUGAAAAAGAAAAGUUAUGGGCCAACUUCGAAGAUAUAAUCCAUUUAAAAUUUCCUGGCGAAGACGCCCCUUAGCAGCGGAUUGAUUGAUAUAGCUGAAGAAAGGAAUACUACAGCUCUUCCCAAUUUUAAUUAUAUUUCAUCAUAUUUAGUAGUUUAUUUUAUGACCAACCUUUCGCCACUACCUAGAAUAAAUCUAUAACCCCAGGGGACAAGAAAAAUGGAUUACUGAAGAUGUCGACGGUGAAAAUAAUUCAGUUGAAAAAGAAGGGUUAUGAAUUUCUCAGUUACAGAACUGGUUAAUCUCGUCACCAGGAGGCCGAAGUUCACCCAUCACAACUGAGUAUUUAAGUUGGCGACCUUCGCCAGUGCCACCUAAUUAAAAAAAAGACUAUAGUUUCAAGUACAGUAUUGUGAAUCGUUCCAUUUCUACCCAUGUGGUAAUUAGAGGUGAGAGAGCAUAUACAGGUACUGUACUUAGAUACGGUACAACCACAGUGAAAUUUUUGACGCUAUUAUUGUGUGGUAGCUUGAAUGAGUUAAAUAAAUGUUGUUUUUUUUUAACUCAAGCUGAGUGGGAAAUUGAUCGUCCUGGCCAUGGAUAUAGCAAUAAUUACCGAUGUUAAGGUUUGGAUCGCCUUUUAUUAAGUUUAUUCAGUCUUUACUGAUGUGAUAUACAGUAUAUCGUACAACUUACACGAGUAUUGCUGUGUCAAGUAAUAAAAUUCGUCAUAUUUUUAUGUAAAUAUUUCAACAGGAAAUCAUAUACGUUGCAUCCAGUUAGUGUUGCUUACGUGUCGUUGUCUGAACACUGUAUUCUAAAAGGUAGAAAAAUAAUGAUUUCUUUUUAAGAUCUUUCACUACAGAAAAUAAAAAAAAUCAAUGCAUUGGCCGCGCCAUUCUCAGUCUACCAACAUGGCCACAGAUGUCAUGUUUUCCUCCACUAUGUCAUGGAGACAAGGGCUAUUACUUCCAGUGUUAAGUUGGCAGUGGAGAAACUAAUAUUAUCUGAAAGGUUCUUAAAGGUCGUGUCAUAUAAAGAACAUAAUUACUUAACACAAAUAACAAAACAAUCAGUUUUAUGUAAUGUUUGGCACUUUAUAAUAAAAAAAAUUGUACAGGAUAACAGUUGUGUAAGUUUUGAAUCUGAACCAAGAAAAUGAACUGUGUGUUUGUAAAUUAUUAUUAUUUGUAUUACUACAAUUUUGAUUGUUUUUCUGAUAUUAUUAUUAUAAUAAUUAUUUUAUCUUAUGUUGUACCAAUUCUUUUAUUAACUUGUUGUUGUAUAUAAAGUUUUAACCGAGAACCAAUGUGUACAUUGUACCUAUUAUUAACUCUAAUCUUGAUGUUAAAUAUUUCAAAAGUAUAACUUAAAAUUUGUGCACCAGUACAAAUAGUUGCAACUUUUAAUUUUGUUUCAUUUGUUUGAAUGAAAACGUUAAAACUUUUAUAGAAUAAGUAUACAAGACAUUUUAGAAUAUAGUAUAGUGCCCCUUACUCUUUUUUUAUGUAAAAUAAUCGUAUCGAACUUUUGAUAAUAAGAGAACAUAACAUAGUAAUUUGUUUAAAUAAAAUUUGUGAUCAAUAUUCCGAAAUUUUGGCUAAAACCUGAAUAUGGAAUAAAGAGUGACGGACGCUAUGACUGAAUCUUACUGUAUAUUCGAAUGACUUAUAAUACCUCACAGUUACUCUCACAUAGUAUCAGUUCAUUGAUUAAUAUUUCUCUUUUACGUUCUCCAUGUAUUUGUUCAUAGUUUUAGUAAUAUCGUACAAAAAAGUUAAUAACAGCCUAAUGUACGUUCUUAUUUCCUUUUGUAUCAUUAAAACAGUUCUUGAAGAAGGUGUCCUCAGGGUACUCUGAAGCUACUUCACUUAAUGAGAUCUUCGUAUAAAAGCAGCCAUAUUAUUACUGUAUUUUGAGAUGUCCCACUGAAUUUUUAAAUUUCCUACUUAAUGUUGAGUUUUUGUAAAGUCUCUUUUUACAGUAAUAGAAAGUGUAAGCUCAUCGUAGCUACCCUGAGUGACAACUCCCGUGUUUGUUUACAUUGUUGGUCGCGUCACAAAUUAGCCGAUGAUGGCCGCUCAAGUGGAAAUAAAAUACUGAGUAAUUUUA